ACAGAAUCACCAAAUGUCAGCGUUUUUUUUCUUUUCUCGAUAAAAGAAGGAAAAGUGCUUUGAACAAGAAAUAAGGUGUGGUUGAAAAACAUAAAUUUACUAUUAGAUUAAUGUGUUAACUUAAGUAAAAGUUGUUAAGAAUCAUUAUUAAAGUAUUAAAGUUGAAUAUAAAAGCAGCAGCAUAAUGGCAGGACGUCUACCGGCUUGUGUGAUCGACGUUGGCACAGGCUAUACAAAGUUGGGCUAUGCUGGCAAUAAAGAGCCACAAUUCAUAAUACCUUCGGCUAUUGCUAUUAAGGAAACAGCACGAGUGGGAGACACCAAUACACGACGCAUAACAAAGGGUGUUGAAGAUUUAGAUUUCUUUAUUGGCGAUGAAGCAUUCGAUGCUACUGGUUAUUCGGUGAAGUACCCAGUACGUCAUGGUUUGGUGGAAGACUGGGAUUUGAUGGAACGUUUUCUAGAGCAAUGCAUUUUUAAAUAUCUGCGCGCCGAACCGGAAGAUCAUCAUUUCCUCUUAACUGAACCUCCGCUUAAUACGCCAGAGAAUCGCGAAUAUACCGCAGAGAUAAUGUUUGAAACAUUCAAUGUUCCUGGUCUCUACAUUGCUGUGCAGGCCGUACUUGCUUUGGCCGCUAGUUGGGCUGCCAGACCGGUGGAAGGACGCACAUUAACAGGCAUUGUUGUAGAUAGCGGCGACGGUGUGACACACGUUAUUCCCGUGGCUGAAGGCUACGUAAUUGGUUCUUGCAUCAAACAUAUUCCCAUUGCUGGUCGCAAUAUCACCUCGUUCAUACAAAGCUUAUUGCGUGAGCGUGAGGUUGGCAUACCGCCUGAACAAAGUUUAGAGACUGCCAAAGCAAUUAAAGAAAAGCACUGUUAUAUUUGUCCAGACAUUGCCAAAGAAUUCGCCAAAUAUGAUACGGAGCCAGGCAAAUGGAUACGCAACUAUACGGGUACUAAUGCGGUGACAAAAAAUCCAUUCAGCGUAGAUGUUGGCUAUGAACGUUUCUUAGGACCUGAGAUUUUCUUCCAUCCCGAAUUUUCAAAUCCCGAUUUUACCAUUCCACUCUCGGAAAUUGUUGAUAAUGUUAUACAAAAUUGUCCGAUUGAUGUACGACGACCUCUAUACAAUAACAUCGUUUUAAGUGGCGGUUCGACUAUGUUCAAAGAUUUCGGCCGUCGUCUGCAGCGCGAUAUCAAACGAUCGGUUGAUACGCGUUUACGAAUCAGCGAAAACUUAUCAGAAGGCCGCAUUAAGCCAAAACCAAUCGAUGUACAAGUCAUUACACAUCAUAUGCAGCGAUACGCAGUGUGGUUUGGUGGCAGCAUGUUGGCAUCCACGCCUGAGUUUUAUCAAGUGUGCCACACAAAGGCUGCUUAUGAGGAAUACGGACCGGGCAUUUGUCGUCACAAUCCUGUAUUCGGCACCAUGACAUAAUCAUGUAUUAUUAGACUGUGCUCACAGAAUUGUUUUCCUCCUAACAUGCAAUUUAUAAGUUUCCGCUAUUAUUAUUAUUUUUUUUUUUUUGCUAUAUACAUAUAUACGUUUGUAGUGCAAUUUAGCUGCUUGGAAACUCACUCGCGUUCAAUUGUCGUAAAAUAAAACAGUUGAUAUUGUAGCUAAGUUGUAGAACUGCACAUGGUAUGUAAUACUUAAAGUCAAUAACUAAUGUUCAAGCUGCAUUUUUUUUGUAUUAUUAUUAUUAUUAAAGAAAUGAGUCUUAUUAUGCAAAUAAUAUAUGUAAUUAUUUUAAUAUUGCCAACGCAUUUACAAGGCGAUGUUGACAUUUUUAUACAUAUGCAUACAUACAUAUUGUAAAGCAUUAUCGAGAGCAGAGGUUUGAGGAGUUGAUGUUUUCCAACGAAAUAUGUUUUAUUGCUCAACCUUACUGUUUCGUACUGUGCAAGCAUUGUAUAUGCGUUUCUUAUAAUAUAACUAUAAUUCCAUUAUUAAUAUAAAUUUUCUUUUUAUAUGUUCAAAUAUUAAAAUCAAACAGUAUAGUAUGGAAAAAGUAUAUAAUUAAAUAUUUAACAUUUUGGCCAAUUACAAUAAAAUUAAAACUAUUGAAGAAUGCAAGUGCGUAUGUAUGCACGGGAAACAUAUGUAUGUGAUUCUUUAAGAGAAUUAAAUAAAAAUCCACAUAAAUGAAAAAUUACUAUA
Ceratitis capitata (Mediterranean fruit fly) is the source of this 2164-nucleotide messenger RNA. It is a transcript of the gene Arp3, whose product is annotated as actin-related protein 3. Gene Ontology annotation, biological process: Arp2/3 complex-mediated actin nucleation. Gene Ontology annotation, cellular component: Arp2/3 protein complex; actin cortical patch. The coding region runs from base 185 to 1441 and encodes 418 amino acids. The transcript has 8 exons. The record is from RefSeq and is a predicted model, not a curated record. Lineage: Eukaryota; Metazoa; Arthropoda; Insecta; Diptera; Tephritidae. Gene Ontology annotation, molecular function: actin filament binding.